AUGGACCAGCACCCGUCGCCGCCCCUGGGCUCGCCGAGAGGACGUGCCCGUGGCUUCUCGUUCCGGAGCGACAAGAGCGGUGCCUCGCGCGACAAGGGAGGUCCGGCGGAAAGUCCGCAGGACAAAGCUCGCCGGGAUAGUAUCUGGAAGGGUUCAAGCAAAGCUAACCCCAACGCUGCGUUGGAGGAAAAGCAGCCUGCCUUGCUCAAUGUUACCGAGAAGUCAACGCUGCAGUCGCUGCGAGACUACCAACAUCUGGACGUCAACGGCAACGUCAUAGUUGAUCCGGACCUUUCCAACCCUACCAGACCUCGACUGGAAAGGCCGCUUGACACUAUCCGAUCGUUUGAGAAGGCUAUUGACAAUGGCUACAAGAGACGGUCUUCAUACAUACGUUCGGAUUCUUUCGAACAGAACAACCAAUAUGCCAGCAGGAGGAGUAGCUACUUCGGUGGUAAGUUCAAGCACUCCAACCGCCAUUCCGCCAUGAUGAGCGGUGGGGGCGGCUACUACGGUGACGGCCGGCGCGAGAGCUAUAUGAACAACGGCUACGGACCGCCUAGGAUGCGGAACGGUAACCGGAUGGCUUCGGAGGGCGCGAUCCCGCAUCAAAGACCGUACCCACAGCACGGUUACCAUCAAAGCCAGGACACGAUGAACACCGGCGUCACCAACGGCUCCGAUAGUACCGGUCCAUGGGCGAGCAACACCGACCCGAGUAGCGAGAACAGCUCCAUCGACCGCAACAUGGUUGGCGCGGGCAAGCCGGGGGAUCAGCAGUGGCCUCAACAGAACGGCUACGUAUCGAAUGGUUAUGGAUCUAAUCCUCCGAUUAUGGAGGAGGGUGGUAGCGCGUAUGGUGGGCCUGUUCAGGCGCCCAAUGGACCUCGCCGCCCAAUCCCGCUUGGCAACUCGGGUGACGCUCCUAUUUCGCCACCUGGCAAGCUGCCCUCUGUGGCGAGAGCGGAGCCGGAGAAGAAGAAAGGCUGGCUCAAGCGGAGAUUCAGUAAGAAGGAUUGA
This is a messenger RNA of Baudoinia panamericana UAMH 10762, 1020 nucleotides long. RefSeq lists its product as uncharacterized. The record is from RefSeq and is a predicted model, not a curated record. Bases 1 to 1020 code for a protein of 339 amino acids. The transcript has 5 exons. Lineage: Eukaryota; Fungi; Ascomycota; Dothideomycetes; Mycosphaerellales; Teratosphaeriaceae.